CAGCCCAGCCUCGUUUGCGCCGAGUGUCGUGCGCUAUCCCGGUCUUCGCUGCGUUUGUGCGCCGUCGCUCCUUCCUGCCCGUCCGUGAGCCCGUGAGCCCGUGGAGCGUUUGUGCUGCUAUUGUCUUUCAUUCUGGCGCCCAUUGUCCCUUGUCGCCGUCGCUCCUUCAGGUGAAAGCGGCUUAUUGGCUGCCACCCGCCCCCAACCACCCCUUUCGGCUUCCUGGCCUCGUGUCGCCUUAUGCUGCCGUCAGCUUUGCCAUAGACACCCGUCCUUGUUACUGCGACUUACCGCGACUCUUUGCGCACCAUGCCACGCCAAAUUGGAGGAGUCAGGGGCGGCCUAACGCUGGAGAAGCUGGCUUCAUACGACGACGUGAUUACUGACGCGCUGGUCGACAAGGUCUACUACUGGACCACCAUUCGCAAGAACCAUGGCGGGCGCUUCGCUGCGUCUCGAGGCAUGCAUGAGGAGGACAUCGCGGAUCGCGUGCGGAGGUACGCCAUCUGGGAGAAGGACUGCGCCGAGGCCGUCCUGGAGUUGCUCAAAUUGCCCGGCUUGCGCAAGUUCAUGGCCAACAUGAAGGACGAGAAAGACCAGGACCAGUUCAAGCGACACCUGAAGAGAUACGUCAACAUCUACCUGCCGGAUUGCCCGUUCGAAGUCACUACGACCAACCGCUACAUGAUCACCGAGCACGAGGCCUCCAUCACCGCCCGAAGAAACAUCAACCCGCGCGAGGAGAUCAAGUAUCUCACGGGCGUCCAGGUCGCCAUGACCGAAGAGCAGGAGCAGAGGCUGGAACUGGCGCGCAAAGACUUCAGUCUCGUCAUCUCCAGCCGGAAGAAGACGCGCUCGCUGUUUCUGGGGCCCGCGCGCUUCGCCAAUCACGACUGCGACGCGAACGCACGCCUCUCAACCAAGGGCUACGAUGGGAUGCAGAUUGUCGCCGCAAAGCCAAUCAAAGCAGGCGACGAGAUCACAGUGUCGUAUGGCGAAGACUAUUUUGGCGAGAACAACGAAGAGUGUCUGUGCAAAACGUGCGAGGAGCGAGGCGUUAAUGGCUGGGCGCCAAUGAAGCGGAUAGAAGACAGUGAAGACGAAGAAGAAGAGGACGAACCACAGGAGCAGAGCAAGAAGCGCAAGUCAGAAUCAGAGGAGCCAGCCCCGCGAAAGAAAGGCCGGUUCAUGAAGAGGUCGCCUCAGCCGAAACAGCGCGCUUCUGAACAUUUACGAGAGGCGACGUUGAGAAAGGCGCACAGCACAUCGUCUCUACCUGUCAGCAGCAUCGAGGAAUCAGAAUCGACGUCUCCGAUUGUUGCGCGCGACAUGCACAACUUGCAGCACGACGGUCUUCUUACGCCGCUCACGAUGAGUAUGGAUGAAACCAGCUCGUCGCGCGGCACGAGCCCCUUGUCGCAGGUACAAUCACCCAAGUCUGCACAUUCGACUGACGCGACCUCCAUCGAUGAUGAGCAUUCACCGGAAACGCUACCGAAGAUCAAAAUCGAAGCCGAAGUCCUGAUCGAGAAUCCUACGCUAGGCGUAGCCACGCUCAAAACGCAAUCCACCACGACAACGGUAAACGCCCCGUUGCCCUCCCUUCUUUUCCCCGACGACGAUAGCACGUCAGAACUCAGCGAACUGUCAGACAGCUUAGAGUUUGACAGCGAGCAUGAGCAAAUCAUCAAACGCAAAUACUACCCAACACUACGCACAACACGUUCAAAAUCUAACAACGACUAUCAGAAUCGCAUCGGCACGCCUAUCGAACUCACAGCCGAGGAUGUGCCGGAGGGGUGGGUCCAGAACAAGCGCAAGCCUGGCGAUUACAUGACAAGCAGCGCAUGUCUCUCGGCAAAGUACAGCAAAUGGGUUGAAUGCCAGACGUGCGACGACAUGUUCGUCCAAGCUGACAGCUACAACACCCGCAAAGAGUGCCCGCGGUGCGAGCGCCACUCGAAGCUGUACGGUUUCAGGUGGCCAAAGACAGAAAAAGAAGGCAAGCACGACAAAGAAGAGCGCGUUCUCGACCACCGCACUGUCAACCGUUUCGUCGACCCGGAGGAGGAGCGCGAGCUCAAACACAGCAAGUCGAGGACGAUGCUGAAGAAGAGCAUCAUGCAGCGCUAUUCGACACCCAGGAGUCAGCGCAGCAGCAUGAGCACAAGCGUGGAUGUGGACACGCCACCAAAGAGGAGGACAAAAGCCAGGAAGACCAUGUAACUUUCACAUUCAACGACGUGACGGCGGGAGGAAUUGGAACGUGGCCACGAAUCGUUCUUGACUACUAUGGCGCACGACACGGGGGCAGCAUAUAAAGACGGCGCAAGGAGUAUCUACACACAUAUUGAUUUAACGCUGGAUAUGGUUCUUGAGAUGCGCUUCGGCGCCUUUGUCGGUAUUGCGCGUUGGCCUGGAAAGGGCACGCAAGUAGAUUCCAUCGAUGUACAGUAUUAUUCGGAUCUUUAAAAGUAGAUAAUAUGAGCGUGAACCACUGUCCCUUCGACGCAGUGGACUGUUUUCUGUGUCUGCCGUAUCCAGGGUUCCCCGGAUUUCUUGGCACUCCCGCGGAC
Molecule: messenger RNA, 2576 nt
Organism: Boeremia exigua
Lineage: Eukaryota; Fungi; Ascomycota; Dothideomycetes; Pleosporales; Didymellaceae
Product: histone-lysine N-methyltransferase SET9
Exons: 2
Coding region: 310-2226 (638 amino acids)
Cellular component (GO): nucleus
Molecular function (GO): histone H4K20 methyltransferase activity; protein binding
Source: RefSeq, a predicted model, not a curated record